Molecule: messenger RNA, 1646 nt
Organism: Brassica rapa (field mustard)
Lineage: Eukaryota; Viridiplantae; Streptophyta; Magnoliopsida; Brassicales; Brassicaceae
Product: GATA transcription factor 8
Biological process (GO): cell differentiation; positive regulation of DNA-templated transcription
Cellular component (GO): nucleus
Molecular function (GO): zinc ion binding; sequence-specific DNA binding
Source: RefSeq, a predicted model, not a curated record
GUAAGGGAUGGUAAAAUACAGCUAGCAGCAAAAGCUAAGAGAGAGAGAGAAGAAGAAGUGUUUCUCUCACACCUAACUCUUUAUAAUAAUAAGGGGAAGCUAUUGCUCUCCAUUACUAACCCAUUUUCCCAAUCAAUCACUCUUCACUUCUCCCCACUCCUACUCCUUUUUCUCCUUUCUAAGCAAUCUCCCUCCCUCUCCUUAUAUUCUCAAAUUUGAUUCUCUCUCUCUCAUACCUGCACACCACUACCAACAGAGCUAAAUUGCUAAACUGCAAAAAAAGAAGAUGUUUGGACAAAGCUUCCCGGAGGAUAUUGAUUGUGGCAACUUCUUUGACAACAUGGACGACAUUCUUGACUUUCCCGGUUGUGAUAUGGAUGUCGGUUUCAACAUCGGUGACUCCGACCCUUUCCCUAACAUCUGGACCAAUCAUCAGGACACAUGGCCCGCCGCUUCUGACCCUCUCUUCUCUUCCAACACAAACUCUGACUCAUCACCUGAGCUCUAUGUUCCGUUUGAAGAUAUUGUUAAGGUGGAAAGGCCAGCAAGCUUUGUAGAGGAGUCUUUGGUCGCGAAGAAGGAAGAUUCGUUUUCCACAAACACGGACUCAUCUUCUUCUCACAGCCAGUUCAGGAGCUCAAGUCCAGUGUCGGUACUCGAAAGCAGCUCCUCAUCGUCUCAAACCACCAACGCAACCUCACUUGUCCUCUCUGGAAAGCACGGUCGUCCACGCACAAAACGCCCUCGCCCACCGGUUCAGGAGAUGGACAGAGUCAAUGUUUGCGGGGCGGAUUCGCGUCUCAUCGUUAGAAUACCAAAGCAGUUUCUCUCUGACCACAGCAAGAUGAUCACCAAGAAGAAGAAGAAGAAGGCCAAGGUUACUUCUUCCUAUUCUUCGUCGGGGAUUGAUCUUGAAACCAACGGAAGCAACAACAACAACAACGUUGAUUCAUAUGAUUCAGAGCAGCAUCCGGUUAGGAAAUGUAUGCACUGUGAGGUCACCAAGACUCCACAGUGGAGGCUUGGGCCUAUGGGUCCAAAGACGCUUUGCAACGCGUGUGGCGUGCGUUACAAGUCUGGAAGGCUUUUCCCGGAGUACCGUCCAGCUAAUAGUCCAACAUUCACUCCAGCUCUUCACUCGAACUCACACAAGAAGGUGGCUGAAAUGAGAAGCAAGAGAUGCAGCGGUGGAAGCUACACAAACGAAGAGAGUAAUCUGCAAGAUUUGAUUCCGAACAAUGCCUACAUUGGUGUGGAUUAAGAUCGAGAAAAGAUGGUUCAGUUUCCAAGCGUUGAAGUGAUUAGAGUUGCGAGGAGUAGGAAAGAGUCAGUGAGCAGAAAAGUUUUAGCUUUAGAAGAGAUGAAUGAAGAGGAGAGGAUCAAGAGUUAGAUGGAAAAUGAUUGUGUUUGUAUUUUGUAUUUGUAGUGUGUAUGUGCAAAACUCUUGAACACAAAAGAAGAGCAGAAGAUUUUGAAGACACUAGAGAACGUUAGGUUUUACAUUAAAUCUUCCUCUCCUUUUCUUCUUUCAAUUCUUUGUAUUUUUACUGUGAGGAUUCUUUUUGUAGUUGAUUUGUUUAUUUUUUUGUUUUUGUUAAAAUUUUAUUUUAUUCAUUAGCUGCACCUGCACCUCCGAUACAUUGCUA